CCAUUUUUAUUUUUCCUUGAGGUUUUUUGCCUUACCUGUGAGGAGACAGAAGGAAGCAUCAGCUUGGAUAGUUUGUCCAAUAACGCUGUGAGGUUAUAUUGUGACAAACAUGCUCCUUCAUCACACAAGAGGAACUCUAAUGGUUGCGCUAAAGCCCCCAGACCAUUGUCUGCGUACAGCAGUGACUCCAGCUCAUCGAACAAUGCAACACCUUCAUCUUUCAAGAGACGGUGUGAACCCAGUGAUAAACACAGACAAGACGAAACGCCCUCUAAACGUAAAUUUAAAAGCCCCAGAGUCAUACAAACAGAUGAUUCUUCAGAUUCAGAUGACAGUAUACCUGAUUCAGACAUGGCAAUAUUUGCCCCUUUAGAGACGGAUUUAGAAAGCUGUGUAAACUCUGUUUACGAGCCCGAAUUGAUCAGAAAAGACACUGAGAGUCCCGUUCUGUACAUCUCAGAAAGUCAACCAGAGGAAGAGAGAGGAGAUGGAAGUGAAGAUGAAACAAUGAUACAUUCAGAUGCUGAGUCGCAGAGUCUGCUGUCUCCUGUGUCUCAGCGACAUCCAACAACAGUAGCUACAGUCUCAACUCAGACCUCCCCACCUGCACUUCCAGAUGAGGAUUUGGUUAAGACAGAAGGAUCCACUCCUGAGCAGGCUCCUGUCCAGAGUCCCGAUAAACACACCGCUGGACCCUCUGUCCCACAGCAGAGCCCUGCUGGACCCCCUCCCUCCUGUGACCACUCCAAACCUUGCAGUGUUACUGCCUCACCUCCGUGCACCACCUCAGCAACUUCCCCAGCUCCACCUGAGAUCGUUCAUGUAACUGUGAUGCUUCCUCCUUCCCCUUCCCCUUCCCCUUCCCCUCCCCCUCCCAUGGGACCUCCAUCAGACCCAGAGCCCACCAUCAACGCCACCAGCUUCUGGAGAAGCUGCAACGUGGCAGGAUGCACACAGGCCAUAUUCACUGGUUUCAUUAACGAGAUGAACGAUAUCUCCAGCAGGAUUCAGUCAGACCAGGCGAGCCAGGAGGAUUAUGAUCUUGCACUUUCAGUGAUGACAGUCUCUGGAAAACUGGCAGAGCUUGUGGCCAAACAGCAGGAAGAGACACGAAGAAAACAAGUGGAGCUGCAAAAGGUGGCAGCAGUUAUGGAGAAGGUCAUCUCAACACUGAGAGGUGUCCAUCAGCAGCUGCAGUAAGAACAUGAAUAUCUAUGUUUACAGUGAACUUCCUUUUGGACUGUGAGUUCCACUGUUGUUUUGUAUUUCACAUUAUUCACAUUGACACUUUAAGCAUUUUCUACAAACUGUAUAUUUGUGGUUUUAUGGUUUUGUCUUAAUAUUUAAGACGGUGGAGAGGCCUGAAUGUAGAAAUACAAAACUGCAGCAAUAUUUGGCAUUCAUCAUUCAAAAAGCAAAUUAAUUAAUUAAAUUGUUACAAUAUGAUCUCAGAUUUCAGUCUGUGAUUGUGAUGCUUUUACAAAUGAGUUGUACAUAGUGACAUUCCCUUUAGGAAAGAUGUUACAUAGGGAUGUUACAUGUCAUGAAAUAUAUUUGAAUUCAACAAAAGCAAGAGGUUUUAUCAUUUAAAUCAUGAACUAAACAGGAACAGGACUGUGUGCUGAAAAUGUUCCACAUCCAACCCUAUGAACUGAACCAAGUAUGCCUGAACUCCUGAAAUGUUGAAAUUGUGAAAAUAACUUCUUUUACAUUCAUAUAUUUUGUUUAUGAUGUUGAGCUAUUUUAUUGUUUAACAUGUGUUUUUUAUAUUUUUAUAAUUGUGAAUGUUGAAAGAAAACCCUACUUAAAUGUGCAUGCAGAAAGGAUAAACGUUUUAAGACAUGAUACACAUUGUAUAGAAUUGUUCUCUGUUCUUUUUAUGAAUAUUUUUAAAGAUCAUUGCAGCUCAAACUGCUAAUAUUUACAGUAACCCUUCAGCUUUUUGUUCCAUGAAUCAGUGAGUGUCCCAAUAGGUCUGAUGUUUUUUUUUUUUUUAACUUGAUUUAACAAGUUAACUGUGAGUAAGGUUAAGUUCAAACUAAUAAUCAAAGGACAGGAAGAGCCGAAAUAAUACUGCAGUUUACAGUUGAGUUUUCACAAGGAGGUCCAAAAGUCUUUUUUUUUUUUUUUUUUUACCUUAUUGUUUAGUCUUGUUGUACAGGUUACAUUUUUAUGGAGUAAAACUGGUAAUUUAUGCAAAACAUGUCGGUGUAUGUUUCUUGUCCUCCUUGUCUCUACAUCAGAUAUCAUUCAAUUUAAAAACUCCCCUGAUACAGAGUUAGUGUCAAAGAAAAACUAAAGGUUGUUCGUUUUCUUAUCAAAGAAAAUUAGUUUAUUUUUGAAUUAUCUGAAGUAAUUUCCUUAAUUUACAAUUAGGGGUAAGAUUAGAGAAUUUUAAUAUUAUAGCCAAAGGAGAUUAUUCAUCUUUCCCAACCUUUUUAAAGAUUUGGGAAAAAGAUCUGGGGAUGGUUUUAGACGAAAAUACCUGGUUAAACAUUUGUGAAAGAAAACAUUUUACAUUCACGUGUAACAACAUCAAGGACAUUAAUUUCAAGUUUAUCCAUAUAUUUUUUCUCACUCCCAUAUGAAUGCAUACAAUUUCCAAAGACAAUAAAGCUGACUGUCCGACAUGCGAAA
Molecule: messenger RNA, 2637 nt
Organism: Epinephelus lanceolatus (giant grouper)
Lineage: Eukaryota; Metazoa; Chordata; Actinopteri; Perciformes; Serranidae
Source: RefSeq, a predicted model, not a curated record